Messenger RNA from Coffea arabica (coffee), 504 nucleotides. The record is from RefSeq and is a predicted model, not a curated record. NCBI's taxonomy places the organism in Eukaryota, Viridiplantae, Streptophyta, Magnoliopsida, Gentianales, Rubiaceae.
AUGAGGAAUUUUGUGCUCCCCUCAGUCUCAGAUUGGAUUGACAGUCACGAGCUUCAUCGCCCAGGAGUUGAUACUGAAAGCAAAAAAUUGGACCAAUAUGGAGUGCCCAAGGAUAUUUAUGCAUUGAAUAUUUUGGUAGAUGCUUUGAUUAAGGAUCGAGGAGUUGAGCAUGCUGAAGAAGUCAUCUUAGAAUAUAAGGAUAUUGUAUCUCCAAAUGCUUCUACUUUUAACAUGUUAGUCCAUGGCUGGUGCAGAGCUAGGAAACUAGGAGAAGCUAGGAAGACCGUGGGCAAGAUGAAAAGACAUGGUUUUAAUCCUGAUGUGGUCACAUACACUUGCUUUAUUGAAUUAUAUUGUCGUGAUAAAGAUUUUCGGAAAGUUGACCGUAAGUUAAAGGCUAUGCAGGAGCUAGGACUUAUGCCUUCUGUGGUGACAUACACCAUUAUAGUGACUGCACUUGGGAAGGCAAAGGAAAUGAAUAGAGCCUUAGAAUUUAUGAGAUGA